Chaetomium strumarium is the source of this 1754-nucleotide messenger RNA. RefSeq names its product vesicle coat protein. The record is from RefSeq and is a predicted model, not a curated record. Bases 200 to 1693 code for a protein of 497 amino acids. Gene Ontology annotation, molecular function: GTPase activator activity. The transcript is spliced from 2 exons. Gene Ontology annotation, biological process: positive regulation of TORC1 signaling. NCBI's taxonomy places the organism in Eukaryota, Fungi, Ascomycota, Sordariomycetes, Sordariales, Chaetomiaceae. Gene Ontology annotation, cellular component: cytosol.
GAACUUAGCGGAGAACUGCGAGCUGCAACUCUCGCAACCUGUGCUCGACCAUCCCCUCCUUUGGUCACUGCAAACGGACGGUACUUUGGACAAUUUGUUUGCGACUGCUGUUCGCUCCGAUUCUACCAGUUUAUACCCAUCGUCAAAACCACCAGGAUCGGAAACAACAAUGAGGGUGCGAUAAGAUACACCCCAGAUCAUGACGUCGAUUCUUUGUUUAGCUCACUACUGUGACCUUCACGGGCCGACACCCCUGAUGGUCACAGAGGGGCUGCCGGUGGCCUGCGGUAUAUGUUGCGACGAACCCCAGGGAUUGCGUGGCGGCGCCAGUACCUUCGACAGGCCUCGCACCCGUGUCCCUACUUCCGGCGAAUCAACUCAUACAGCCAACGUUGCGGAAGCCCUGCGGCGCAUGAGCAUCGCUGGGCCCCAUCGGAGCUCAUCCGUACCGGCAACGGAGCAAGAAGCCGAAGCACAAGCUCACCGCGCGUCCCUCCGGCAUGCAGCCAAGGCAGCUGCAGCAGCGACGUCCGGGUCUGCCAUUGAGACGCCUCCCCAGAGUCCUCAGCUUUCCGAGGGCUCCGGCGUACAGCAGCGGAACGCACGCCGAGACUCGGGCUUUCGCAGGACCUACGAUGACUACGUGACGCGUCGUGCUGGACCAUGCGAGAACUGUGCGCUGACCUUGCCAAAGCGGCAAGAGGGCAACACAAAUGUUGGAAUCGAUUCGCGACUGGACCGUGGCCCCACCCUCAGGACACGAGCGCCAUGCGCGCGGGUCUUUACCGGGUUCGACGUCAAUACUUCGCCUCCAACAUCACAGUCUUCCUCGUCUUCCCCGUCCGAGGACGAAUCCGGCGGCCGGCCACGCGUAUCCCACCGUCGCACAGCGACGGGUGUCUCACUCACUUCGCGCUCGAGUGGUAGCUCUGGGAGUACCGCCGCCAGCGUGCAUACCCACUAUCUCGACUACACAUCGACCCACGAGCCCAUUGUGCCGUCGUCGUUCUCCCUUGUACGGGCGUCAUGUCUGCGUACCCUGUCGCUAGAAACUCUUCCGCGCGCACCAGCAACCAGCCCGCCGUCGGCCGGCGCCGCGAUCCCUACGCCGGGCGGGUCACCAAACAGCCCUGGUAUCGUGACGACCCACAGCAUCGGUGCCGCCGCAUCAGGUGGUUCGAUAUUCUUUGGCGACAAAAAGGUCGGCUACACGACCGCCUACAUCUUCCGUGUCCCGGAUGUCCACGCGCGCGGGCACAAGCGUGUCUACGCCUUCCUGGCCCUCAGCACCCACCCGGAACCCGUCGCCGUGAAGACAUUUACAUUUCUGUCCACUGCCUUCCGCGACCUGGCCUCUUGGAUUCAAGAGCUGGCUGAGGCGGAAGCUGAGCGUGCCCAAGCCGAGUCAUCCGGCUCGACGGCAAGCAGUCCCGUUGUUCCCGGCCCCGGUUACGGAAGCUUCCAAUCCGAGCCGGCUGCCCCUCCCGUCUCUGCAACCACCAGCAGCAGCAGCUUCCUAAUGGGCGGUGUAGGCGGGUUGUCGCGCCGGAUGGGUGGCGGUUUUGGCGCUUCCGGAGUCGCUCUGAAGCAGCGCGGCUUGGCGGAGCUCGUCGGCCUCCCGGAUUUCUUCAUUGAGCUGCACGCUAGGUUUGUGAGGCUUCUCCUCGAGAUCGGGGUGAUGGUUGGCUCCUGAAGCGUCCAAACCGUCCAGUCCUGUCGUUAUGGAAAACGACAAGGAGGACCUAGCAGCUUUG